This is a messenger RNA of Plectropomus leopardus (leopard coralgrouper), 1371 nucleotides long. It is a transcript of the gene daw1, whose product is annotated as dynein assembly factor with WDR repeat domains 1. Lineage: Eukaryota; Metazoa; Chordata; Actinopteri; Perciformes; Serranidae. Gene Ontology annotation, molecular function: protein binding. The record is from RefSeq and is a predicted model, not a curated record.
AUGAAACUCAAGCGGUUCCUUCUCAGAUAUUAUCCACCAGGUAUAAUCCUGGAAUACGAGAAAGGGGGAUAUUUGAGGACCAAAUCGAUCGACCUUUUGGAUCUGACCCCAGAAACAAAUCCAGAUGAGCUGUUGGCAGAAAUCAGGCUGUUGGAGCCUCUGAUCAGGUCAGAGUCCCAGGCCGAUCAGGUCAGACAGCUGAUCCUUCGACUCCAGGAGAAACAGGGCCAACAGGACCACCACAGGUUCUGUUACUUCAAGGAGCUUAAGCCACACAUACUGCCGCUGACAAACAUUGCCUUUGACAAAUCGGGGUCAAGGUUUAUAACUGGGAGCUACGACAGGAAAUGCAGAGUUUGGGACACAGCCUCGGGCACAGAGCUGCACACGCUGGAGGGUCACAGAAACGUGGUGUCUGCAGUUGCAUUCAACAACCCCUAUGGAGACAAGAUUGCCACAGGCUCUUUUGAUAAGACAUGCAAACUGUGGUGUGCAGAGACGGGCAAAUGUUUUCAUACCUUUCGUGGACACACUGCAGAAAUAGUGUGCCUGGCAUUCAACCCCCAGAGUACGCUGGUGGCCACAGGCAGCAUGGAUGCUACUGCCAAGCUGUGGGAUGUGGAGACUGGAGAGGAGGUGGCCACGUUGACUGGUCACACUGCAGAGGUCCUCUCUCUGUGCUUCAACUCAGCAGGAAAUCAGCUCGUCACUGGCUCCUUUGACCACACCGUUGCUAUAUGGGAUGUCGCUUCAGGAAGACGUGUCCAGUCCCUGAUUGGUCACACUGGGGAAAUCAGCAAUGUUCAGUUUAGCUGGGAUUGCGCCCUCCUAGUGACAGGCUCCAUAGACAAAACCUGCAAGUUGUGGGACGCAGUCAGUGGGAAGUGUGUGGCCACCCUAGUUGGACACAAAGAAGAAGUUCUAGAUGUGUGUUUUGAUUUAAGUGGUCAGCUCAUUGCUUCUGCUUCUGCUGAUGGUACAGCACGAGUGUUCAGUGCAACCACACAUCAGUGUCUUGUGAUGCUGGAGGGCCAUAGAGGAGAGAUCUCAAAGAUCUGUUUCAGCCCCCAGGGCAGCAGGGUCCUAACUGCCAGCUCAGACAAGACAGCUCGUCUGUGGGAUGUUCAGUCUGGAGUCUGCCUACAAGUCCUGGAGGGUCACACUGACGAGAUCUUCUCCUGCGUCUUCAACUAUGAAGGUGACACCAUCAUUACAGGAAGCAAGGAUAACACAUGCCGGAUCUGGUACUGACCCUUCCCUCGACCCAUAACUGGCUCAGACAGGCUCAUAAUAAUCAGUUUGACCUACUGUGUAUCUUUCUGAUUGUGGAAUACCAACUAAAAAAUCUAGUCCUGUAAAGGUGAAAGUCUG